Molecule: messenger RNA, 1183 nt
Organism: Hermetia illucens (black soldier fly)
Lineage: Eukaryota; Metazoa; Arthropoda; Insecta; Diptera; Stratiomyidae
Product: malate dehydrogenase, mitochondrial-like
Exons: 4
Coding region: 86-1141 (351 amino acids)
Biological process (GO): carboxylic acid metabolic process; tricarboxylic acid cycle
Cellular component (GO): cytoplasm; mitochondrion
Molecular function (GO): L-malate dehydrogenase (NAD+) activity
Source: RefSeq, a predicted model, not a curated record
UUAGAGCUUCCCCCUAAUAAAUUUCAUGUUACAUGUCAAAAUAUAUUACAGUUACAUCUGUUUUCUUACCUUUUAAUAUUAUAGUAUGUUUCGCUCUUUAUUAAAUAGAAGCAAUAGACCAGUCCUAACAGCCAUCCGACAUUUUUGCACAGUAAAGGAUGCAACCAAAUUGAAAAUUGCUGUUUGUGGAGCAGCUGGGAAAAUUGGCCAAAUCGUUUCAUUGUUUUUAAAACAAUCGGCGUAUCCAAUGGAGCUAGCAUUGCACGACAUAUCCCCAAAUUUAUCGAACAUAACACGACAAUUGAAUUGUAUAAGUACCCGAAAUACUGUGGAGGGAUUCUUGGGACCAAUGCGAAUGAGAGCAGCGCUGAAGGAUGCCGAUAUAGUUAUUGUACUUGUACGAGCAAGGCAUUAUUCCAAGACUUCCAACAGUGAUUCAUUUGAGCAAAAUUUUCCGAUUAUAGCAACAAUCGUUAAAACUUGCAUAGAAGUCAGCCCUCAAGCCAUUCUUGCUAUCGGAACAAAUCCUUUGAACUGCGUCAUCCCAGCUGUGGAGGAAAUAUAUAAAAAUUUCGACAUCUGGUAUGCGAAUAAGAUCAUUGGAAUCACAGCGGCAGAUAGCAUGCAGGCAUGUUCAGUAUACGCCGAUAUGUAUUCGCUGGACCCCAAUGAUGUUUUUGUCCCCAUUACUGGAGGAACAACUGUUGAUACCAUCCUGCCCUUAUUUUCCCAAAGUCGUCCAGCGCCACAUAAAACUUUCAGUCGCGAAGAAGCCGAAAAGCUAACAAGUCUUUUUCUAGAGUCUAAAAGCCAAGAGGGUGUUUCCGAACUAUCCUCUGCCUUUGCUAUUUACUGUUUCAUUGAGUCACUGGUUCGAGCGUUGAAUGGCGAAAAGGACAUUGUGGAGUGCGCCUUUGUGGCAUCAUCUGCGAAUCCACCAUUGAAAUAUACGACCUCGUUAAUUGAUUUAACUGAAGAGGGUGUAGCUAAUGUGUACGGAUUGCCAACGUCCAUCAGUCGAUAUGAGAGGAAACAGUUGCAAACAGCCAUGAAUAAUUUGCAACGUGAUAUAACGAUGGUUGAAAAGUAUUUGACUACGGCGAAUUAUCAAAUAAAAGAUACUAAGCUGAAAUUUGUGUAAUGUAGAUGUAUUUGUGCCUGUGUUUUGUUAACUUGGCCUCAU